Molecule: messenger RNA, 1506 nt
Organism: Neltuma alba
Lineage: Eukaryota; Viridiplantae; Streptophyta; Magnoliopsida; Fabales; Fabaceae
Product: heavy metal-associated isoprenylated plant protein 37-like
Exons: 3
Coding region: 40-1176 (378 amino acids)
Molecular function (GO): metal ion binding
Source: RefSeq, a predicted model, not a curated record
UAUAGAGAACCUGUUUUUGUUCCAAAGAGCUCUGAAGAAAUGACUAAAGACGACGACUUUAAGCUCCUAAAAAUCCAGACAUGUGUUCUCAAAGUGAACAUUCACUGUGAUGGAUGUAAGCAGAAAGUGAAGAAACUACUUCAGAAAAUUGAAGGCGUUUAUCAAGUUCAGUUAGAUGCAGAACAUCAGAAAGUGACAGUUUCAGGAAGUGUUGAUUCUGCAACACUGAUCAAGAAACUGAUGAGAGCUGGUAAAUAUGCAGAACUUUGGUCACAGAAAACAAAUCAGAACCAGAAGCAGAAUAACAACAGUAUGAAGAAUGACAAGAACAAAAAGGGUCAAAAACAGCAAGGACAGGUCAACAACCAGCAGAAAUUUAAAUUCCCUGCUUUUAGUUCUGAAGAAGAUGAUGAUAUCUAUGAAGACGAAGAUGAAGAAGACUGUGAAGAUGAUGAUGGGCUGAGGUUCAUCAGUGAGAAGGCUAAUCAACUGAAUUUGAUCAAGCAGCAGCAAGCAGCUAGUGCAGCAAAGAAUGCAAAGAGAAAUGGUGGAGCCAUGAAUCAAGCUGCUUCUUUCAACAAUGGUGGCAAGGCAAACAAUAAUAAUAAUAAUGCCAAUGGUGGAAAGAAAGUAAGCUUUGAUCCAAAAGCCAUGGCUGCUCUAAAACUAAACAGUAAUGCCAAUCUAGGCGGUGAAAGUCUGAGUCUUGGAGAACCCAGGAGGGUCACAAAUGACAUAGGUUCUAUGAUGAGUCUUGCUGGUUUUAAUGGAAAUAACAAUGCGAACAAUUCUGGAUUUGGAGGAUUCCAAGUUCAGUCCAACCCUGGAUUCCAAGGACCCUCUUCAGGAAUCAUCCCAAAUGGUGGUCUUCUCACAAAUCAACAGUAUCCAUCAUCAUCUUCAUCUCCUCUUCUGAUGAACGUGAAUGGUUUUAGCAAUAAUCAUCCAUCUUCAUUGAUGAUGAACAUGAAGCAACAACCCCAGAUGAUGUAUCAGAGGGCUCCGUCUGUUCCUCCAACCACUGGAUAUUACUGGAACAACUAUAAUGAUUAUAAUUACAGUCCUGCCAUUGCCAAUUACUCUCAUUUUGAGCUGCCUAAUUACUCUGGGCAAGAUCACUAUGCAGCUGAUAUGUUCAGUGAUGACAACACUAACAGUAGCUGCUCAGUUAUGUGAAUCAUAGGUUGUGGAGCUAGAGUCUUGAAAAGAAGAAAAGAAGGCAAAAGGCAAAUGAGAUCAUGGUGUUUGACCUGAAAAGUUCCCUCUUUUACCUUGCUUUACCCAGCUUGUGGCUUUUGACUGUAACUUUUAGAGGGGAAAGGGAUUGUGUGUGAGAGGUGGAUGUGUGUUUGUAGAUGCGAAUUUGGGAUGAUGUUGCCUUUAUUUUCCCCUUUUCGAAAAAGAAGUCUACGUUGCUUGCUUCUCAAAACAUGUCUUUUCAGUGUUGUGUUCUGAUGCUUUGGAUUUGUAAACUAUGUAGUAUGAAGUACGAGGAGAACUAUAUAA